Molecule: messenger RNA, 1525 nt
Organism: Rhopalosiphum maidis (corn leaf aphid)
Lineage: Eukaryota; Metazoa; Arthropoda; Insecta; Hemiptera; Aphididae
Product: pickpocket protein 28-like
Exons: 10
Coding region: 2-1525 (507 amino acids)
Biological process (GO): sodium ion transmembrane transport
Cellular component (GO): membrane
Molecular function (GO): ligand-gated sodium channel activity
Source: RefSeq, a predicted model, not a curated record
AAUGCUUACUAAACACAGUUGGUUUCAUGAGUAUUGUGAAAAAACUACAUCACCCUGUAUGAAGUAUUUUUCAACAAAGCAUAGAUCACUUAUAGAAAAAUCGUUUUGGAUUUUUAUAUUUGUUCUGAUGAUAUCAAUAUCACUUAAAGCACUGAGCGUUUUGGCGAGUGUUUGGAUUAACAAUCCAACAGUAAUGUUUAUUGAAAAUACAGAAUCGCCAAUUCGAGAAAUACCCUUCCCGUCGAUCAUGAUUUGCCCGUCAAGUCAACUUCGAAAAUCCGUUUGGGAAAAAUAUAUGGACACGAACAGUUCUUAUUGGGAUCAACUUAAAAUAUAUAGAGAUAAGCUAUGUUCUGUCAAUUUUUAUUCUCAUGGAUUGGAAACAAGUUUAAGAGAAUAUAUUGACUACAAUGUAAUAAAGAAUUGUUUGCACGAUUGUGGGAUUAGUUGUUCAGAAGUAUUUCAGUCUGAUGGUAAAUGGGAGAAUACAACGUUGAGAAAUGUUUGUAAAUAUAUGCAACCAAUAAUAGGCAUUUUUGGAUUAUGUUUUACAAUUAACAUGAUGCCAUUAAAUCAAAUUUUUAAAGAUGAAUAUUAUCAAAGAUAUUCUGAUUUUUUUUCAAAAAAUAUGACAUAUGCUAAUACCGGUAAAUCAAAUUGGAAUUUAGAUGAUGGAUACUCAUUUUAUUCGAAACAACAUACUAUUGCUGACGUGACUCCUGCUCGAACGAGUGGCGUUAGUUAUAACCAUCGUUUAAGAUUGAUGCUACACACUUUUGAUGGCGAUUUCUUGAAUUGUGCUAAUCUGGGUAUUGAAAAUGGUAGAUUUUUGAUAACGUUUUCUAAUCCAGCUGAAUAUUAUUCGAUAACUCCUAGAAAAUUUAUUACACCAGACACAUAUACAAAAAUACAAAUCACUCCGUUCGUGAAAAAAAUUAAUUCAGACUUAAUGUGGCGUUCACUGGAAAUCAGACAAUGUUAUUUGCAAGACGAAAGACAGCUAUCCAUUUUUAAACAAUACACCGAAUUAAAUUGUAACCAUGAAUGUGAAAUAAACAAAACUAUUUCCAUGUGUGGCUGUAUAAUGUUCCAAGGAGCAUUUUUAGGAUCAAAUGAAUUAAAAAUAUGUGGUCCAGCCAAAGUCAAUUGCGUACUGGAUGCUAUACAAUCAACCAAGUUUCCGGAAAAUCAAAUGGAGUGUAAUUGUUUGCCAACAUGUUCUAUGAUCGAAUAUGAAGUAAUAGAUACAUCUCAUUUCGACGAUUGGAAUUACAUGAAAUUAACAAAUUUAGUUAAAAAUAAUUCUAGAGGUGCCACGAUUGAGUUCGUUUUCAAAAAACCUUAUUUUACAGCAUAUACAUCCGCAUCAAUAUUAAACCUAAAAUCACUAAUUAGUAACGUUGGAGGAUUAUUUAGUUUGUUUUUGGGAAUAAAUUUAAUUAAUAUUUUUGAAAUACUAUAUGUGCUAAUUAAAAUAUUCGAUAAUUAUAUUAUUAGUUUGUUUUUUGCUGAAUCAAAUACAUAG